Myotis davidii is the source of this 919-nucleotide messenger RNA. It is a transcript of the gene MRPS6, whose product is annotated as mitochondrial ribosomal protein S6. Lineage: Eukaryota; Metazoa; Chordata; Mammalia; Chiroptera; Vespertilionidae. Bases 194 to 565 code for a protein of 123 amino acids. The transcript has 2 exons. Gene Ontology annotation, cellular component: ribosome; mitochondrial small ribosomal subunit. Gene Ontology annotation, molecular function: structural constituent of ribosome; small ribosomal subunit rRNA binding. Gene Ontology annotation, biological process: translation. The record is from RefSeq and is a predicted model, not a curated record.
GGUCCCUGGACUCCGAGGCGGCCGCUGCAGAUUCCCUUCGCAUCUGUGAGCUCUCGCUUUCUUCACAGUGAAUGUCAGUCUGUCUCUGUCUCCGCCAGCGUUUCUGUGGCUUCGACCUAAAGGUUUCUCCCAGCAGAGCUGUUCGCAUUAGAGCUGACUAGACUUGGUCAUUCCAGUUCUUACACUGAGUCUGAUGUGUUUUUUCCUUCUUUUUAAAAACAAAACGAAACAACAGCCCGAGACUGCUGCUGCGCUGAAGCGGACGAUAGAAGCCCUGAUGGACCGGGGGGCGAUCGUGAGGAACUUGGAGAACUUGGGGGAGCGGAUGCUUCCUUAUCGGAUCUCUGCCCACAGCCAGCGGCACCACAGAGGCGGGUAUUUCUUGGUGGAUUUUUAUGCACCAACAACAGUUGUGGAAAGCAUGCUGGACCACUUGUCUCGAGACAUUGACGUCAUCAGACCUAAUAUUGUGAAGCACCCUCUGACCCAGGAAGUAAAGGCGUGUGAGGGGAUUGCCCCGGUCCCACUUGAAGAAAAACUGUACUCCACCAAGAAGAGGAAGUGAGGUGCUCCGGGGUUCAGCCUUCUCUUCAGUCCUCUCACUGCUGAGCAUCGCGAUGAGUCAUUCACAGCCUGACCUUCACCUGUGUGCCGGGUGCCAUGGGAGCGUCUGGGGGUGUUGGCUCUCGGUCCCCUUUGCGGGGAGAGGUGGUGAUGGCUGGCUGGGAGCCGCUCUGUAUCUGCUGGUCCCACUGUCCCAGUCAAAUACAUCGUUCUUGAUUUUGUUAAAGUAAAUGUAAUUUUUUUGCCCUAUAACACUUAACACCAUUUUGGAGAACAAAACAUAAUAUAUCUUGGAUUGUGAGGUAAUCAUUCAUACUGUAUAACCGUGCAAAAUAAAAUACGCAGAUUGUAAAAU